AUGGCAGCGCUCGUUGGCGAGAGGAGCAUAAUCCACCAAGAUAUUCCAGCGGUCAAUCUGCUGGACAAGGCCACAACGAGUCAUUACGAGACGGUGAAAACCUAUAAGCAUUCAAGUCAUCCACUGAAGACCGCCAGGCCGAUUCGGAUCAUUGUAGUAGGAGCUGGGUUGAGCGGCAUUGCGGCAGUCAAAUUGUUCAAGGAGACGUUUCCAAAUGGGGAUGUGGAACUCGUUCUAUAUGAGAAGAACACCGAUGUGACGGGCACAUGGCUUGAGAAUCGGUAUCCUGGCUGUGCUUGUGACGUCCCUGCUCAUGCAUACACAUACUCUUGGGAGGGGAAUCCAAGCUGGAGUCGGCCCUAUGUAGGAGCGGUGGAAUUGUACGAGUAUUUCAAAGGCCGUGCCACUGCCUAUGGUGUGGAUGAGUUUGUAAGACUCGAGCACAAAGUAACCAACGCCAAAUGGGAUCAACGGUCCGGUAAGUGGAAGAUACAAAUUACGAAUCUCCAAGAUGGCACCGACAUCACGGAUGAAGGCGAAAUCCUGAUCAAUGCUACUGGAUUUCUCAACUCUUGGAAAUGGCCAGAUAUUCCGGGUCUCCAGGAGUUCGAGGGAAAAUUGCUACACUCAGCCGAUUGGGACCAUAGGUACGAUUUCAAGGACAAAACGGUUGUGGUAAUUGGUUCGGGAAGUUCCGCUAUUCAGAUUGUUCCUCAGCUGCUAUCAAGUGUAAAACAUCUAUAUUCGAUCAAUAGGUCAAAGACUUGGAUAAUUCCGGAGUUUGGGGCUGAGUUCGCGCCUGAAGGCAGAACAUCAUUUUUCUCAGAAUCUCAGAAAGACCAGUGGGCGAAAGAUAAAGACAGCUUUCUCGAAUAUCGAAAGCGUGUUGAGACGAGUCUCAAUAAAUACUGGGAAAUGAUGUACAAAGGCUCGUCUUUACAAACAAUGGCCUCUGAAAACUUUCGAAAAGCUAUGGAGGAACGCCUGCAGCAUAAUCAGGAGUUGAUCAGCAAGCUUGUACCUGAUUUCGAAGUUGGUUGUCGUAGACCAACACCCGGCCACGGCUAUCUCGAAGCACUUGCUGCACACAACGUCACCGUGAAGACAGAUGCAAUCGAAACUGCAACUGCAAAUGGUCUUCGAUUGGCCGAGGGUACUGUGCUAGAAGUUGACGCUAUAAUCUGCGCAACCGGAUUUGACACCUCCUUUCGUCCGCCGUUCCCAGUGACAGGCUUGGAGCAAGACCUACGAGAGGCGUGGAAGGACGAGCCUCGCUCAUACUUAUCGAUAGCAGCGGCUGGAACUCCAAAUUACUUUAUUACCACUGGACCAAAUUUUCCUGUCGGCAACGGCUGUUUGAUUCCAUGUCUCGAGGCCAACAUAAAAUACGCCUUUGCGGCUGCUAACAAAAUCCGACAUGAAGGAAUCAAAUCGCUCGCACCAAAGCCGAGUGCUGUGGAUGAUUUCCAAGAGUACAAGGAUUCAUUGAUGAACGAUUUAGUAUGGUACAAGAACGGAAAGAAGGAUGGCAAGGUAUGGGGACCUUGGCCUGGAUCGGCACUUAGCUAUCUCGCAAUCAUGUCCGCACCGCGAUGGGAAGAUUACGACAUGAUUUAUCUCAAGGCAAACAGAUUCGACUAUUUCGGUGAUGGUAGAGAUGGACUCUUAGCAGAAGGUGGAGAUCUGGCUUACUACCUGACGGAGCCCGGUGCGUUGAAGCAUUGA
Molecule: messenger RNA, 1725 nt
Organism: Exophiala bonariae
Lineage: Eukaryota; Fungi; Ascomycota; Eurotiomycetes; Chaetothyriales; Herpotrichiellaceae
Exons: 8
Coding region: 1-1725 (574 amino acids)
Molecular function (GO): flavin adenine dinucleotide binding; N,N-dimethylaniline monooxygenase activity; NADP binding
Source: RefSeq, a predicted model, not a curated record